Capronia epimyces CBS 606.96 is the source of this 1443-nucleotide messenger RNA. RefSeq lists its product as uncharacterized. Bases 1 to 1443 code for a protein of 480 amino acids. Gene Ontology annotation, molecular function: phosphatidylinositol binding. Gene Ontology annotation, biological process: early endosome to late endosome transport; endosome to lysosome transport; protein targeting to lysosome. Lineage: Eukaryota; Fungi; Ascomycota; Eurotiomycetes; Chaetothyriales; Herpotrichiellaceae. The record is from RefSeq and is a predicted model, not a curated record. The transcript is spliced from 2 exons. Gene Ontology annotation, cellular component: extrinsic component of endosome membrane; early endosome; late endosome.
AUGACCGCCUCCUCCUCCUCUCCAUCACGACCGUCCGUUCCGGCAGUAGCGGCCAAGUCUGCGUCCACCGCGCAGUUCUCGCAGUUGAACGUCGAAGCCGACAAAAAGGCCACCACCACCACCUCCUCCUCCAAACCUCGUCCGUCCUCGCAAUCGAACGUCGCAGCUGAUGGCAAGAUCGCCUCCGGCCCUCGUUCAUCGUCACGUGUCGCUCCUAAUGUGAGGUCUCGGCAAGAUGCCGCAGCCCUGGAUCCCACCUCUGAGAGAGCGACUCUCACCCUGAUCAGAAGGACGUUGGUGGCCGAUGGGAGCCAUGGCACAGAUUUGAAAGCCUCUCAGACAACAACUGAAGGGGUCUUGCCUCCGCUUACCAGUUCAAACGAGGUGGACGUGCAACUGUACGCCAUCGUCGCCAUCGUGGUCAAGGACUUUGUCAAUGCCUGGUAUACCAGGAUCACUCCAGACCGCGCAUUUGUGGAUGAAGUCAUCCAGCUGAUUGCACACUGCACACGAGCUCUGGAGCAGAGACUACGCCUGAUAGACAUAACGGAACUGAUGUUGGACGAGUUGCCUGUCUUGAUCGAAAGGCAUGUUGCCGCAUACCGCACGGCCACGACCGCCCAGGCCGCUUUACAGUACGGAGAGAGCACCCGUCGAAUCUAUCACGCCUUGAACCCACAUCCGGCUCUCGAUCCCACUCUGCCGCCUGAACAACAGCGGAGCUACGAGUCUGCCUAUCGACAACUACUCAUUCAAGGGGCCCUUGCCGUCCUCCUCCCGACCGAAGACCUGGCCAACACUUGUCUCAGAACACUGGUCAGCGACAUCAUCGCCGACCUCAUUCUCGGCCAGGUACUGGCGGAGAAAGUCUGCCAGCCGUGGUUCUUGCACGGCAUUGUCUCAAAGGUGGUGGAAAUAGUGACCGCGCGUCCCACGGUUGCAUCUUCCAUCGGUACUAGCCAGACCCUUCAUCAAAAUGGACGCCAAAGCCGACUCGAACAGUUUGGCCUAUUAUCUUCAGACACGGCGGAUCGAGAGCAUAAUUCGCCCACUCGUCACCAAUCAUGGCUUAGUGUGUGGUUUUGGAGUCUCCUUCAGUGUGCGUUCAUCGCGUAUCAAUUUCUACGAUUCCUCUUCAUCGGCAUGGCUUACGCCCACCGGCUGCCCCAAAGAAUCCGCCAUCAUGAGAGCCAUCGAGUGGACGGCUCCACUCCCUCGCCGUCCACAGAAAAAUCCCCCGUCGCAUCCAAACGUCGUCCAGUCGGUGCCGACCGGUAUGCCCCUCGUGCGGUGAUCAGCUACGGGAUGUUCGGGUGCAUCUCGACCCUGCUCGAUUUGUCAAUCCGCAUGCCGUGGCUGGAAAGCUCUCUGAGCUUUUGCCAAUACUUUCUGAGCGCGGGACCGGGUCACCUCGGCGUGCCAAACUCAACGCUAGACAAGUAA